Drosophila busckii is the source of this 1176-nucleotide messenger RNA. RefSeq lists its product as uncharacterized. The transcript has 3 exons. Bases 49 to 996 code for a protein of 315 amino acids. Lineage: Eukaryota; Metazoa; Arthropoda; Insecta; Diptera; Drosophilidae. The record is from RefSeq and is a predicted model, not a curated record.
AUUAGCGCUUGUUGUAGACGGUUGGGUAUAGCAAUUUGAACAGUGAACAUGUCGGAGGGCGAAUCAAAGUUUGGUUUCAAGGAUAUGGAGAAGGCGUUGGAUACGCUAAAGCUGCUGGAGAGCCAUGAUAUGCAGUACCGCAAGCUUACUGUCCGUGGUCUACUCGGACGUGCUAAGCGCGUGCUCACACUCACAAAAGCAGCGGAUAAGCUGAAAAAUAUCAAUGACGCCAUUGGCGUGUUUGAGAAAUGGUUGGAAGAGAAUGGGGGUAGUGCGUCCAAUAAGAAUGCCAAGACUGAUGCAGAGGACAAGGUGGAAACAGUGCCUGGCCUGGGUUUCAAGGACAAGGAAGCAGCACUUGCUACUCUAAGCAUUUUGGAGGGUCGCGAUCCGGACUAUCAAAAGCUGGCUAUUAAAGGUCUUAUUGGCAGCUCAAAGCGUGUGCUUUCCGGCACCAAAAACGAGGACAAAAUCAGUGCCAUCAAUGAGGCCGUAACAGUGCUGGAAGACUUUCUGGAGAAGUUUGAUGCAGAGAAUCGCAUUAAGGACAAUCGUGCUUAUCUUUCCUAUGAUAUUAUCAGUAAACUUCCCGCACCCAAUGAUGAACUGUCAGCUGAGUUCCUAGCUGCUUAUGGCGGCGCUAAGGCCAAAGGCAACUAUAAGCAUUUGCGCACAAUGUAUCCAAAGGACAACGAAACUAGCUGGGACAUAGUACGCAAUCGUCAAAUUGCCAAGUUAAUGGAGCAAAUCAAGAACGAGGAUGCCAAGUUGUUUGAUGCGGAAACAGGUGCACCUAGUGACUUGCAUCUGCAGCUUAUACACUGGGCUUACACUCCACAGCUGGACAAGCUUAAGAGUUAUGCGGCAAAGCAAUCCAAGAAGACACCCGAGAAACGCAAGCUGGAGAGCAGCGGCAGCAGCAGCGAGGACGAUUCCAGCAGCGACGCAGCUUCCGAGGAGGCGUCUGUGCCAAAGAAGAAAAAGAAGAGCGAGUGAUUUAACGAACAGAAAACGGCAAAUACUUUAUUUAACUUGACCCAACUAGAACGCGUUUACAAUUGAGUAAUGAACGCACUAUUUUUUAAAUGAACUUACAUACAUAAAUACUAUGUUUGUUUUCAUCAUAAUACUGCUAUACAACUAUUAACCAAAUAUAAGACAGUUUUAUGUAUUUUA